AUGGCCCAUUUAAUUUUUUGGAUUCUGUUUCUCCAUCUAAAAAUGGACAUGGGUCACGCCUGGGUGGCCAGUAACUUCCUAAUGACAGGACCAAAGGCCUACCUCACCUAUGCAAAAAGCGUGCAGGUGGGCACGCACAAUGGAAUUGAGGAGUGCAAACACCAGUUUGCGUGGGACAGAUGGAACUGCCCUGACAGCGAAACCCAUCCCAAAGGUCUGAGAAGAGCCACCAGAGAAACAUCUUUCGUCCAUGCCAUCAGUGCUGCUGGAGUCAUGUACACUCUGAGCAGGAACUGCAGCCUGGGAGACCUUGAAAACUGUGGCUGCGAUGUCUCCAAUAAUGGGAAAACUGGUGGCCGCGGUUGGUUAUGGGGUGGCUGCAGUGACAACUUGGAAUUUGGUGAAAAGAUUUCCAAACAGUACGUGGAUGCACAGGAGACAGGCCAGGACUCAAGAGCCGCAGUAAAUUUGCACAACAACGCGGCAGGACGGCAAGCCGUGAAGGCAACGACGAAACGCGUCUGCAGGUGCCACGGCAUGUCAGAGAGCUGCAGCCUGCAAACGUGCUGGACGCAGUUGUCCGAUUUUAGAGAAAUCGGCAAUUACUUAAAGAUCAAAUACACCCAGGCGCAAAAGCUGGACACCGACAAGAGGCGCGUGAGGGCCGGAAACAGCGCCGACAGCCGGGGAGCCAUCGUGGACGCGUUUGGCGGUGUUGCCCAGACAGAGCUCAUCUACCUGGAGGACUCGCCCGACUACUGUAAGAGGAACGCCAGCGUGGGGCUCCACGGCACGGAGGGCAGGGAGUGUCUGCAACACGGAGCCGGGCUGACCCAGUGGGAGCGCCGGAGCUGCCGCCGGCUGUGCCACGAGUGCGGCCUGAGAGUGGAAGAGAGGCGCGCGGAGGUGGUGAGCAGCUGCAACUGCAAGUUCCACUGGUGCUGCAGGGUGAAUUGCGAGGACUGCUCUCAGGUCAUAGUCAAGCAUGUGUGUGCAAAGAGGGAAGCCGGGGACGGGUAUGCUGUCUGGCGGAGAUACCGUGGACCCAAAUGAAAAAUAUGAGUUUGUAAAUAUUUGUAUUUUUGUCUGUAUAGCUGCACUUUCUAUUAAUCAAUGUCCGUGUUUCCUU
This is a messenger RNA of Xiphophorus maculatus (southern platyfish), 1129 nucleotides long. RefSeq names its product protein Wnt-8a-like. Lineage: Eukaryota; Metazoa; Chordata; Actinopteri; Cyprinodontiformes; Poeciliidae. Bases 1 to 1053 code for a protein of 350 amino acids. Gene Ontology annotation, biological process: canonical Wnt signaling pathway; cell fate commitment; multicellular organism development. Gene Ontology annotation, cellular component: extracellular region. The record is from RefSeq and is a predicted model, not a curated record. Gene Ontology annotation, molecular function: cytokine activity; frizzled binding. The transcript is spliced from 6 exons.